Molecule: messenger RNA, 285 nt
Organism: Entrophospora candida
Lineage: Eukaryota; Fungi; Glomeromycota; Glomeromycetes; Entrophosporales; Entrophosporaceae
Source: the annotation of a GenBank genome assembly
GAUUCUUUUAAAAGUCUAGAUAAUAGUUUAACUGGCAAAACUACUACUUUAAGCUGUUUAAUGAACGGAGUAACACUGAGUGGCGGUGAAAUUUAUUUAGAGGGCUUGAAUUCUUUGAGACAUACUUCAUUAAAAAGUUCCGAGGAAUUUUAUCCCAUUCAUCUUUUAAGUUCAUUAAGAUUUCAAUGCAUGUUUCUAGGUUAUUCAAAACAUGCUCGAAGUACUUUAGAUCUGAUCUCUGCCUUUAUGAAGGCCGAUUAUUUAUCUGCAUUCAGACAUCGCUAG